Molecule: messenger RNA, 1017 nt
Organism: Callithrix jacchus (white-tufted-ear marmoset)
Lineage: Eukaryota; Metazoa; Chordata; Mammalia; Primates; Cebidae
Gene: MDP1
Product: magnesium dependent phosphatase 1
Molecular function (GO): acid phosphatase activity
Source: RefSeq, a predicted model, not a curated record
GAGUGCAAUGGCACGAUCUCGGCUCACCGCAACCUCCGCCUCCUGGGUUCAGGCAAUUCUCCUGCCUCAGCCUCCUGAGUAGCUGGGAUUACAGGCACGUGCCACCAUGCCCAGCUAAUUUUUUGUAUUUUUAGUAGAGACGGGGUUUCACCAUGUUGACUAGGAUGGUCUGGAUCUCUUGACCUCGUGAUCCACCUGCCUCGGCCUCCCAAAGUGCUAGGAUCACAGGCUUGAGCCACUGCGCCUGGCCUUCCCUGGCUUCUUUAUAGAAUCCAGCAAGGCUGGAUGGAGUGGGGAAGUAGGGAGGAUGCCUGUGGCCAAAUGCCUUGGAGAGACUUGACUGCUACAGUCGUGUUGGUACCUCACUGCAAUCCUCAUCCCCGCCCAGCAUCAGACGGCGCUCUUGCGCUGUCUCCAGGCCGACGACGCUCUGAGUGGCGACGCUCUAGUCGCCAUUUGUCUAUGGCAGGCCAGUGGCUGUGUUAGCUGCUGGAGUUGCCGCUCUCUCUACGGCCCUGGGUGAAGCCCCACCUCUGCACAGCACCGGCGGUGCGGGUCAUGGCGCGGCUACCGAAGCUGGCAGUCUUUGAUUUGGAUUACACUCUAUGGCCUUUCUGGGUCGACACGCACGUAGACCCCCCGUUUCACAAGAGCAGUAAUGGAACUGUACGAGAUAGGCGGGGCCAAGACGUCCGACUGUACCCAGAAGUGCCUGAGGUCCUAAAACGAUUGCAGAGCCUUGGGGUGCCCAGUGCAGCUGCUUCACGGACAGGUGAGAUAGAAGGGGCCAACCAGCUACUGGAGCUCUUUGACCUCAUCAGGUGUUACCUGCAUUCACAUCCAGAAUGGAAUGAAUCUUCAAACUCUAAGUCAAGGGUUAGAGACAUUUGCAAAGGCCCAAACUGGGCCUUGAGGAUGAGCCUCAUUUUAGGCCUAAACUGAAAGGAAAUCAAGAAGGCAUUUUCAGGUGCAUUUGUAAUUUAUUAAAGUUCAUCUGUGUGUGAUAGAAGAGAUUUU